AUGGAACCAGAUGAAAUUCGAACAAAUUUCAAUUCUAAUUUUACCUAUGAUAAUUAUCAAGAUUUACUAGAUAGCCUGAAUAAUGAUCUUCCAUCACCUAUUCGUUUUCGUAUUGCUGAAUCACCAGUAUUUCUUACCAAUGAUUUUCGUGAUAGAAUUAUUGCUGCUGGUAAUAACAUUAUUGAUUUUAUAUUACGUCCGGAUUUCAAACGAAUAACUGAAGAUUCUAUCCCUGACAGAUGGCGUUGUGCAAAUGAAAAUGAUCAUCCACAUUUUAUCCUAAUAGAUUUUGGAACACAUAAAGAUACAAAUGGAAAUAUUGUACCUAGAUUAAUUGAAUUACAAGGAUUUCCAUCUAUAUAUGCUUUACAAGCUGAUUUGGGUAUGUCUUAUCAUACAAUAUUUCGAAUUGCUGAUAACUGGAAUAUCUAUUUUAAUGAAUUAGAUAGAACUCGAUAUUUUGAUUUAUUUAAAGAGACUAUUGUCGGACCUCAUCAUCCUGAUGAAGUCGUACUAUUGGAUGUUAAUCCUCAUGAGCAACAUACAGCUGCUGACUUUUAUUUUACGCAAAAAUAUUUCGGUAUAUCGAUUGUCUCAUUAACAGAUUUACGACAAGAAGGUAAACAAUUACUUUAUGAACGUCAAGGAGAACGAAAAUUAAUCAGACGAAUUUAUAAUCGUCUAGUUUUCGAUGAAAUUGCUGAUAAACCAAAUAUUUUCAAUGAAAAUAUUGAUUUAAGACAAGAUCUUGAUGUCGAAUGGAUAACACAUCCUCAUUGGUUCUAUCGUAUAAGCAAAUAUCUUUUACCCCAUUUGGAAGGUGAAUGUAUACCGAAAACAUAUUAUUUAAAUCAAAUUAUUAAUAAUCUUCCCGAUGAUCUAGAAAAUUAUGUAUUAAAACCAUUAUUCUUAUUUGGUGGUCGAGGUGUUAUUAUCGAUAUCACAAAAGACGAUAUUGACAAAAUACAAGAUCCAUAUAAUUGGAUACUUCAAAAAAAAGUUCAUUAUCAACCUAUAUUUCAUUUCGAUGGCCAUGAUAUAAGAGGAGAAAUUCGUUUAAUGUAUCUUUGGCCCGAUGGUCAUAAACGACCUCUAUUGACUACGAAUAUCAUACGUUUAAGCAGCAAUAAUAUGAUUAAUGUUCAAUGCAAUACGAAUUGCCAAUGGACAGGUGUAUCAAUUGCUUUUAUACAAAACCCAAAAUAA
Messenger RNA from Adineta ricciae, 1206 nucleotides. NCBI's taxonomy places the organism in Eukaryota, Metazoa, Rotifera, Eurotatoria, Adinetida, Adinetidae. The record is from the annotation of a GenBank genome assembly.